GAAGAACGGCGAGGAGGGCGGGAGGAAGGGGGAGAGCUGCUAUCUUGCCUGAACAGACAAGGAGAAGAGACGGGGGAGGGGGGCGGUAGACCUCACCCAAAGUCCAGCUGAGCAAGUUGUCGUUGCCUUUUCGGUGCCAGCCGGUUAGUCCUGCUAAACUGAGCGCCUUUGCAGAGAGCGAGGGGGGCCCGGGGAGAGCAGGGAGCCACACUCAGGCUCUCCCGCCCCUGCCCAGCUUCUUGGGAAGUUGAGUCCUCCGGGCGGGCGGCUCAGAAGCCGAAGGAGGGGCUGGGAGACAGUCUUAAGUAGCCCGAGGUUGCUGGUUGGAGUGCUAAAAGGCUGUUCUUGGCAACCCAGAGCCCUUCUCCGCCUCGGGGAAGUCUGGAACCGCACCUGCUUGCUUAUAUUUUUCCUAGAAGAUCUGAGUUGUCUCCUUAAGCUAGUGAACGCAGAGCGAGCCCAGGGUGGCCUCCUCUCUCAGAGUCGUCCUGUCCUCUUGUUCUCUCCUUCUGAGCUCUCUCUGCUUUUUACUACCCCCUCCCCGUGCCCCUCUGUUAAAAAAAAAUCAUUUCCUCUCCUAAACCAGUCUGGCAAAAGUCUGUUACCAGAAUGCACAUGGGCAGGGCUGGACAGGUGUGUUGUGUCAAGAAAGACAGGUGCAAGUUUCCUGGGGUCUGUGUUCCUUACAGCUCCAGACCACAGGCUUCAGGGACUAAGAGGUUUGUGAAUUUAUGGUGGUUCUCCUUAACGGGAUUGUCAGGCUAAUGGGAAUCUGGCUGUUGGCUGUUGUGUCUGAGCCCCUGCUGUGAGAGGGUGUUUUUUUUUGGGGGGGGGGGGGUUGGUAGAUUGUAUUUGUGUAUUUGUCUUAAGGAUGUUGGCAGGUGACUGCUGAGGUCAUAUCUCAGGCUUCUGUCUGCCAGCCUGCCAAAAGCAACCCACCCCGCCCCCACCCCCACUUCAGGGCAGCAGGUGGAAGGAGUUGACUUUCUCUUUGCUUCCCUCCAGUUUAUGCCUCUCUGGCAAGUCAGUGCUUGGGGAGGGUGCAGUGGGGGGAGAUCUCCUCUGUGUGUGUGUGUGUGUGUGUGUGUGUGUGUUUGGACAGCAAUAGCAACGGGUAGUUUGCCCAAAAUUCCAAAGCCAGUUCACAACUGUGACUGCUCUGUUAGAGCUCCUCUUUGUAUUGUGCUUUCUCUCCCUGCCCCAAAAGAAUAGGUAUGUGCCUGAACUCUUUCAAGCCCUGUGUUAAAUACUCUCAUAAAGUGAACCCUGCCUGCCAUUGUAUCAGACAUGUGCCAGGUGUCCUAGAUAGGACUUUGAUGGAGAGGGAGAAUCUAAGUCUGGGAGAGGGAGCUGGGCUUUUGCUAUUUGAUGGAAGAUCUGGGCAGCCAGUUGUUCUAUGAAGAGUUUCUUGCAAGAACUUCUGAGUGUUCUCAGAAUGAAACGGGCUGCUUGCAGUGAGAAAGAAGAAAGUCUGCUUUUGUGCAGGAGAGAUAUUGGGAGUUCUAUGGUCCCGGGAUUCUUGAGCUGUGCCCAGCUGACAAGCUUUUGAAGAUGGCACAAUAACUGUCCAGUGAUGCCUGACCAUGACAGCACAGCCCUCUUAAGCCGGCAAACCAAGAGGAGAAGGGUUGACAUUGGAGUGAAAAGGACGGUAGGGACAGCAUCUGCAUUUUUUGCUAAGGCAAGGGCAACAUUUUUCAGUGCCAUGAAUCCCCAAGGUUCAGAGCAGGAUGUUGAAUAUUCUGUGGUGCAACACGCAGAUGGGGAAAAGUCGAAUGUACUCCGCAAGCUGCUGAAGAGGGCGAACUCGUAUGAAGAUGCCAUGAUGCCUUUUCCAGGAGCAACUAUAAUUUCCCAGCUGUUGAAAAAUAACAUGAACAAAAACGGUGGCACCGAGCCCAGUUUCCAAGCCAGCGGACUCUCUAGCACGGGCUCUGAAGUACAUCAGGAGGAUAUAUGUAGCAACUCUUCAAGAGACAGCCCCCCAGAGUGUCUUUCCCCUUUUGGCAGGCCUACUAUGAGCCAGUUUGAUGUGGAUCGCUUAUGUGAUGAGCACCUGAGAGCAAAGCGCGCCCGGGUUGAGAAUAUCAUUCGGGGUAUGAGCCAUUCCCCCAGUGUGGCAUUAAGGGGCAAUGAAAACGAAAGAGAGAUGGCCCCGCAGUCUGUGAGUCCCCGAGAAAGUUACAGAGAAAACAAACGCAAGCAGAAGCUGCCCCAGCAGCAGCAACAGAGUUUCCAGCAGCUGGUUUCAGCCCGAAAAGAACAGAAGCGAGAGGAGCGCCGACAGCUGAAACAGCAGCUGGAAGACAUGCAGAAGCAGCUGCGCCAGCUGCAGGAGAAGUUCUACCAGGUCUACGACAGCACCGACUCCGAAAAUGAUGAAGAUGGCGACCUGUCUGAAGACAGCAUGCGCUCAGAGAUCCUGGAUGCACGGGCCCAGGACUCGGUGGGGCGCUCAGACAAUGAGAUGUGUGAGCUGGACCCGGGGCAGUUCAUCGACAGGGCCCGAGCCCUCAUCAGGGAGCAGGAGAUGGCCGAGAACAAGCCUAAACGAGAAGGCAGCAACAAAGAAAGAGACCACGGGCCAAACUCCCUGCAGCCGGAAGGCAAGCAUCUGGCAGAGACCUUAAAACAGGAGCUGAACACGGCCAUGUCACAGGUCGUGGACACAGUGGUCAAAGUCUUCUCAGCCAAACCCUCUCGCCAGGUUCCUCAGGUCUUCCCACCUCUCCAGAUCCCCCAGGCCAGAUUCGCAGUCAAUGGGGAAAACCACAAUUUCCACACCGCCAACCAGCGCCUGCAAUGCUUUGGUGAUGUCAUCAUUCCGAACCCCCUAGACACCUUUGGCAAUGUGCAGAUGCCUAGUUCCACAGACCAGACGGAAGCCCUUCCCCUGGUGGUCCGAAAAAACUCAUCUGAGCAAUCCGCCUCUGGCCCGGCCACUGGUGGCCACCACCAGCCCCUGCACCAGUCGCCCCUUUCUGCCACCGCAGGCUUCACCACCCCCAGCUUCCGCCAUCCCUUUCCCCUGCCCUUAAUGGCUUACCCAUUUCAGAGUCCAUUAGGUGCUCCCUCCGGCUCCUUCUCGGGAAAAGACAGAGCCUCUCCUGAGUCCUUAGACUUGACUCGGGACACAACGAGUCUGAGGACCAAGAUGUCAUCCCACCACCUGAGCCACCACCCCUGUUCACCAGCACACCCACCCAGCACCGCAGAAGGACUCUCUUUGUCACUCAUAAAGUCCGAGUGUGGAGAUCUUCAAGAUAUGUCCGACAUCUCUCCUUAUUCGGGAAGCGCAAUGCAGGAAGGGCUAUCACCCAAUCACUUGAAAAAGGCAAAGCUCAUGUUCUUUUACACCCGUUACCCCAGCUCCAACAUGCUGAAGACCUACUUCUCGGACGUAAAGUUCAACAGAUGCAUCACAUCCCAGCUCAUCAAAUGGUUUAGCAACUUCCGUGAGUUUUACUAUAUUCAGAUGGAGAAGUAUGCGCGCCAAGCCAUCAAUGAUGGAGUCACCAGCACAGAGGAACUGUCCAUCACCAGGGACUGCGAGCUGUACAGAGCCCUCAACAUGCACUACAACAAAGCAAACGACUUUGAGCAGGUUCCAGAGAGAUUCCUGGAAGUUGCGCAGAUCACGUUACGGGAGUUUUUCAAUGCCAUCAUCGCGGGCAAAGAUGUUGAUCCUUCCUGGAAGAAGGCCAUUUACAAGGUCAUCUGCAAGCUGGAUAGUGAAGUUCCUGAGAUUUUCAAAUCCCCUAACUGCCUACAAGAACUCCUUCACGAGUAGAGAUCGCAACGCCCUUUUGAAUGUAUGGAUAGAAGAAGUCCCCCUUGGAUGUCCAACUUCUCUGUGUCUAGAUUUUGGUUUUAUAUGUUUGUGUGGGGGAGGCAUGGAUACUUUGUGAUGUCAGCUGGUGGUCCCUGCUCAUCCUCUUUGGGUUCCUUUUAUUUUCCCUCAUCGUAAGGGGAUGGGUAUUUUCCUUCUACACCCUUUAGUUUACUUUUGCCCAAGGCCCUUAAUGUUUGGAGACUUAAGGUAGGGUUGGUCUUCAGGAGAAGGGAAUGUCAGCCUGUGUAAAGUGUAUAAAAGCUAUGGAGUGAGCCGGUGACUGUGACACAGCUCACGUGCACACCCCCCGUGCUGUGUCUCCUGUUUCUAGGGUUAAGAAGUUCUGGAAGAACCUGAGGAAAAGCACUUCACACACUGGAAUACCUUGUUUGAUUUGAGCCUGAUAAAUAACCUUUUCUUACACGUUUAAGCCAAUGCCCUUGGCUGCUGGGUAGCUCACAUCUCAAAAGUACCCUCAAAAAGUACAAAGGAUUGUCACCAAGUCCUUUGUAAGAGAAAUGGCAUAAACCCCCAGACCCAAUUUUGUAUAAAACCGGCUCUCCUGAGACUAGCAAGGCUGGGAAUGCACGCAGGCCGACCUGCUGUCUCUGUGAACUUUAGAGCAGGCUCUGGGUGAGAUGUGAGCUUGGCUGUGUCGACUUAGAGGAAACCCCGUUCUUUGUCACUAGUUGCUGUUUACUUUGCUUCAGAUAUUAAAAGGCACGCACUUUUCAAACGCUCAGCUCCUUAUGUGCUUACCAUUGCUACUGCUUUUUGACCCUCUUUCUUCUCCUCAAACACUAAUUUCUGGAUACCUUUCUACAGUAAGGAAUUAAGAACUCCCAUUGACCGAGAAACCCUUGCCUACUCUUGGAGCAUGCUGGCAGCUGCUAGUGGACCUGACCUGCACUUCCUGUGAGGAUGGCACCCAGGGAUGGCUCGUUUGCACAUGGGUACGGAGGGUGGCUGUCUGUCUCUCCCCUCUGGGUUGUAAUAUCUUAAAGCAGCUGAUGAUGUCUCUUCUACUCCAGAAGCUGAUGUUUGACCCAAGUGUGUACAAUAGGUUAGUUUCCAGCAUACUGAGAAAGCUGGCUGCUCUUUCUCCCAUUCUCAGAUGGCUCUUCCCAACCCUCCAGGUUUCUGAUGACUUACCACCUCCUACACCUAUUUAAAAUGCUAAAUACCACUCGUGCUUCUUUUCCUAACUGGAUUUGUGUGUGUGUGUGUGUGUGUGUGUGUGUGUGUACAGGUGCAGUAAACAGCACUGUUCACUCUAACGGUGUGAUCCAGGCCCCUACUUCCCCUUAGAUAAUCUGAUGUGCCCACUGUAAAAACGACAUAGCAACAGGGCUGGUAUUUGAAACAGAAAGGAUGAAAAUGCCAUUUUUCCUUAAUUUCUUAAAGAUAAAAAAAAAAUCAGCGUUUGACUUUGGAGGACUCGGGUCAGCCCUUGUGACUGACUGUCUGGCUGCAACGCUGUAAUUCAACAUCACUUAUAAAUUCUGCUGAUGGGCAGGGAUGUAUGAACACAAUUAUUGUCAGCACAAAGCCUUAAAACCUGCUGACUUCAAGCUAAACAGCGAAGCCCUGAGAGGCCCAGCAUCUUCCGGGAGACCAGAAGGCCCCGGCGAUAUAGACAGAGCAUGGAUUUGCAUGCUCAACACUGUCCACUCGCUUCAGUGCCAUCUCCCAGUGCGUACACACCCAUUCGUGAACAGGUAAUUGUCAGAGUAUAUCCGUUAUUUUUCUGGCUGUCUUUAAAACAGAAAAAGCCCAGGUAAUCGAUUAUACCAAUGAGAUAAAUGUUACAAAUGAAACAGCAGAACCAGGGACCCAAUCAGUACAAAUGAUGAGAGGUCUUCGACAGGCUUUGUUUGGAAGCCUGGGCACUCUGGUUACUGCAAGGGUCCUUCCUGGCUGUUCUGAGUCCCAUGCCAACCACAUCUCCCCCAUGCCACCCUUUGCAAGGUCAGAGGUGAAGCUGUAGUGUAGUCACCUGUGUAGGCAGAUUGCUAGGUAGCUUCAUAAUUUGGGGCAAAGGAAUAUUGAUUCUAGACUUAAUCUCGAUUUUUUAAAUAUCGUUUUCCUCUGCCCUUCUGAUUUAAAUAGACAAAUUUAUCACACACAAAGAGGUGUUUUCUACUGAACAAAUGUCAGUACCCUUAGCUACCUAGACUCUCCUCUUGGUGUUCCCCAAGGUUGGAGAUGAUCUUACUCUGUCAGCAUGAGGACAGACAGCUCGAUGUCAAAAGCAGGUCUUCACGGCUUUGCACUGAGGUGAGCUUGUAUGACAGAAGCCUGUCUCUCAGUACUCCAACCAAGCAGUUAGUUCUUAAAUAAAACAAAAACCAACCAACCAACAAACAAACAAGCAAAUAAAAUUACCUAGUAUCAUUCACACCUUAGUUCAGCUCUCAUCAAGUGAAAACUGCUCUGUGCAUGGGAGAAAGUUAACUUUUCACAGUGGGAACGUAGGGACCAGUUCCAAAUUCUGGGUUUCAAUUCCACAUGGCCAUUCCUUUUAUGCUAGCCCUGUAUUAUUUUUGUGUGUACACUCAAGGUGAUAGUCUGUGCCUAGAUCUAAACUACACCAGCGUGGGGAUUUAAAAAAAAAUCCUUCAAAAUACCAGUUCUUUCCCCCCACAAGUACAAAUGUUCUUGUGCCUUCUGUGGCUUUCCGUCUCAUUUCUUUUUACUUUAUUUCCAACUACAGCUGCAAUAAACACUAAUUUUUUUUUCUCCUGGCCGUUUGACAUGAUGUUGAUAGCUAUGCAUAUUUUGCGUCUUUUUUAAAACAAAACGGGAGAAUAACGUUUUUGAAGAAGAUAAAUUUUUAGAACAGUUUGAUACACCGCAAAUUAUUUUUUUCCCACAAUUGUCUGAGCAGCAAUUGGGUUUUGGAGAUUCUUGUAGAAGCCGAUUUUUUUUUUUUUUUUGGUAACUGUGGUGUAGCUCUCGUGUAUUAUUAGCCUAAUGAGAAGCACUAUAGAAGCAAUAUUUCAUACCAUGUGCAAUGUGUGUGCAGAAGCGUGGGCGUGAGCACGCAGGCGCGCACACAUGUAAAAAAUAUACAUAUGUAUGCGUGUGAAGUGGAAAGCUUAAUUUUUCUUAUCUAGACUUAAGAACUUAUUUUAGGCAUUUUGUUAUGUUUUGUGAAAAGAAUGUUCUAUUUGCAACAACACAACACUUAACUUCUCACUGUCUCUCCUCUGGCUGUUCAAUGAAAGUGUUUUGCAUUAAAUGGUAAAAUUAUGUGGAAGAUGUUAGGCUCUAGUAACUGUUUCAGUGAACGUUCACCCCAUAUUCCUCAAGUUUGCUUUGUGCCUCUGAGUGUUACUUAAUUGAAGUAUUUUAUGUUUGAAGAAUCCUUGUUACUGUGCUAGGUAUAUGGGUGAAUAUCAUUUUAAAAACAUUAGGAACAUCAAAACAAGAACACUAAAGCAAAGGGGAACUUUUAUAAAAAAAUGUAAAUAUUUAACCUCAUGGCCGUUGUUACGUAAGACAUGAGAUUUAAUAGCUACAGUCUCACAGCAUCUGCUGGAUUUAUUAGGGACAGUACAGUGACUGAAAAGUCAGUUGAAAGCAUUCUCAAAAGUCCUGCUCUCUACUUGUAAGAGAUAAGAGUCUCUACCAGAGGUCAAGGGCAAGGGUACAGGCGUCUCUGAAAAUCUGUGACAUUUCUUUUCCGUGUACAUGAAGACAUUUAGUGAGUAAUCCCCCAUGUCCCCACACACACUCAGGCUAAUUAUCACAAGUUCGGGGGGAGGAGUUGACCACAGACUGCUCCCCAGACGCAACCAUAAAUUAAUCAAAGCAAGAGUGGUUUACAGAUAGUCCCCCAAAGCAGCAGUGUGUGUAAGGACGAGAACAAUCUCUUUGCCGUGUAUAUUAUAGAGACUUCUUUGGUAUGAACAGCACAACCGUUCCCUCCUGGUGUAAACCCUGCGUCUGCAGAUUACAGAGAUUGCUCUCAAAGGCUCCCCUCGGAAGGUGUAACGGUUUGGUUUGCGUCACUGCGUCUGUUUGCGUCACUGCGCCUCGCUUACGUGCGAGGGAGCUCAGCUUUGCCUCUGUAGAUCCGUUGGUUUUAAACCAUCUAAAACACUAAAGUUAAAAUGUUCCUCUUCAGAGCUGGGGUCCAAACCGGUGUUUUAAUUUUUGCAUCCCUUUGACUGAACCUUCUAAGACUAAGUGGAAGCAUGUGGACUUUGAGUCUUUCCAACUGAGCCCUCUCUCCAAUCAGACACCCUCUAAGGGGCAGACACGCGAAUGAGCAGGCAAACGGUUGGCCUGCCUUUGUGAAAAUGGAUUCACUAGGUUUUUUGUUUUGUUUUUUUUUUUAAUAACCAAUUCCUCUGCAUAUGGGGUGGGGGGGAGGGAUAGAACAUUUUAAAGUUGUAUAUUGCCACUUCUAAUUUAGGAAAAAUUGAUGUAUUUGGAGUCGGUCUCAGCUCUCUAGAAGGGUCAAAGGUCACAGCUUCCCCUAACAUGGUCCCAGCCAUUUCUCAUAUGUAUAUAGUAUAAACCGUGACAAACACUGCCUUUAUAUUAUUUAGCAAUAUGUUGUAAAUAGCAUUAUGAGGCUCUCUUUUUUGUAAUAAAGACCCUAUGAUUUGAAUAUAGUACAGUAAUUGAACUGAUAAAGUCAAUUUUUGAUUUUUUUUUAGCUAGAGGCAAUUUCAAUUGUGCAUUUUUGUUAUUGUCUGUUGUUCUGAAGACUGCAUAAUUUAUUGGUUUAAUUUAUCCUAAUUUAUUUGAUGAAGGUGUACAAUUUUGUAUUACCAAGGAUGUACUGUAAUAUUAAUCGAUAGGAUUGAAAACAGUGAGGCUCCCUGUCCUUAUUCAAAAGAAAACAAAAAAGGUGCCGUGGACAAUUGAUUUUAAAGUAAAAAGUAAAAACGAUUUAGUUUGGCAGCUACUAAAUUUUAAAAUGAGUUAGAAAAAAAAAAACCUAAAGGACAAUGCUGUCGUGGGGGGCGGGGAGGGUUUCCGUUGUGUGUUUUAAGCUUUUCUAUAUUCUCCGAACUUUGACCGUUUGCUUUGUACCACUAAAGGGUGCAGUAGUCCAACUGCCUUGUGUGCCUUCCAUCUUCUCCUAAACUGAAUGUAUGUGCAGUAUAUAUAUGCAAGCUUGUGCAGAAUAAAAUAUACAUUACAAGCUCA
This is a messenger RNA of Rattus norvegicus (Norway rat), 8995 nucleotides long. NCBI's taxonomy places the organism in Eukaryota, Metazoa, Chordata, Mammalia, Rodentia, Muridae. The record is from RefSeq and is a predicted model, not a curated record.